AUGGCUGGAGGUGGCAAUUCGACUCACAAGACAUAAAGGCACGCGCCGCGCCGCGCCGCACAAACGGGUGGCGCGGCGUGUCGCGUGGCGUGUUCUUGCGCGUGGAGCGGCGCGACGCGUAGUAGCACGCGUAGUGAGAAGCCACCAUUAGACAGAAAACAGAAAAAUCUGCAAGUGUUUCAUCACAAGUGCCUUCAACAUCUCAUGCACGUCCAACAAGUCCAACUGCCUUCAAGCCUGCCUCAAAUAAAAGAAGUAAGACUUCUAAACAAAAUAAGACCCAAACAGACUUCAUGAAUUACUGCAAGAAUCAGCUUGAAAGCAAAAAUGAAAUUGAUGAAUUUGAUGCAGCCGCAAUUUCGUGGGCGAAAAAAAUUAAAAAGAUGAAUCCAACUCAGGCUAUUUAUGCAGAUAUGCUUAUCAAUCAAGUUGUAAAU
Molecule: messenger RNA, 437 nt
Organism: Acanthoscelides obtectus
Lineage: Eukaryota; Metazoa; Arthropoda; Insecta; Coleoptera; Chrysomelidae
Source: the annotation of a GenBank genome assembly